ACUCAUUCGAAUGUUAAGUGAAUGCUUUCAACCAGCUCCUCCUCCCCGUCCCAAUGAAGCCAAUCUUGCUUUCAUGGUUUGUGUAAUUAAAGUUAAAGUUCGUUCUGUUGGUUGGCAAAAGGCAGUGAACAGAGUGUUGAGUAGCACAAAGGGAGUGCGUCAAUUCAAAUUGAAAGAAGAUGGAAAGGUGGAAGUAUCAGGGAUAGUGGAUCCAGCUUUAUUAAUGAGAAAUCUUGCUAAAUCUGCAGAAUUAGAAUGGAUUCAAUUUGGUCAAUGUUCCAGCAAUUUGUUUCUUCCUUCACAACCUCCAAAACCACCCGAAAAAGGACCCUUUAGUCAAGGACCAUUUCGUAAUUUCAAUCACCCCAGGUUUGCUCUGCCCCGGCACGGCGGAUACCACGGCCUACAACCGCCUCCGCCUCCGCCUCCGCCUCCGCCUCCGCCGCCCUUGGCGCCUUAUUCCAGGUCUGGGCUGCUGCCGCCUGCAUUUUAUGGACAUGAUUCUAGAGAUGGUCAUAUUAGCAAUUGCAAUGCUAUGUAACUAGUCUAAUUAAACCUAUUUACAGUAAUAGUGUAAAGAAUUUUUAUAUGAUCAAUGCAAUUUAAACAAGUUAUUACUUUA
Molecule: messenger RNA, 622 nt
Organism: Nicotiana attenuata
Lineage: Eukaryota; Viridiplantae; Streptophyta; Magnoliopsida; Solanales; Solanaceae
Product: arp2/3 complex-activating protein rickA
Exons: 3
Coding region: 11-541 (176 amino acids)
Source: RefSeq, a predicted model, not a curated record